Molecule: messenger RNA, 3069 nt
Organism: Poecilia reticulata (guppy)
Lineage: Eukaryota; Metazoa; Chordata; Actinopteri; Cyprinodontiformes; Poeciliidae
Gene: dnajc5gb
Product: DnaJ (Hsp40) homolog, subfamily C, member 5 gamma b
Source: RefSeq, a predicted model, not a curated record
CUCUUUUUAUGACUCCGUUUUUUUCCCCCCCUGUUUUUCUUUUUCUUUUUACCCAGAGUUCAUUUCUGUCUCAAAUCUUCCGGGCCCUUUCGGGAGUUCAGUCAGAAAGUUGCUAACUAGUUUCUCGUUGCCGUAAAGUUUUAGACGGAGUUUUUGUCGGACUCUAUGUUUCGACAGACGUCUGGGACAUUAACCUCUCCACCGUCGCUCGUGUUUGUUGGUAAAUGUCGUAUUUGUCGGCGUUCCUGUCACAGCCAGCGUUUAUUAAACCAUGGAGGACCCAAACAUGCCUCAGAGAAAAAUGUCCAGGGCCGGAGAAAGCUUGUACGUGGUCCUGGGUUUGGAGAAAGGAGCGAGCCCUGACGAGAUAAAAAGGGCUUAUAGGAAAUUGGCAUUGAAGUAUCACCCUGACAAGAACCCGGACAACCCAGCUGCUGCUGAGAAGUUCAAGGAGAUCAACAACGCCAACGCCAUCCUCAACGACGAGAACAAGCGCAAAAUCUACGACGAAUAUGGCUCCAUGGGCCUCUCUGUGGCCGAGCAGUUUGGUGAAGACGGCGUCAAAUAUCAUUUCCUCAUGUCAAAGUGCUGGUUCAAGGCGCUGUUUUGCUGCUGCACUAUCUUCACCUGCUGCUGCUGUUUCUGCUGCUGCUGCUUCUGCUGCGGGAAGUGCAAAAGCGGAGAGGAGGAAGAGCAUCCCAUCAUCGACCCGGAAGACCUGGAGGCGGAGCUCAGAGAGCAGGAAGAAGCACCAGGCCAUGUAAUAGUUAUUCAGCCCAGCUCCUCUCAGACCUCAGGUGAGAACGCACCGAUCGUGAUUCAGCCUCAGGCAUCCAACGGCACCUCGAGCCCCGCAGAGGCCCAACCUGGACCUGGCGAGGAUGGAAUGAGUGAAUAAAUCCACGGAUGAGUGAGUCUUUAAGAAGACGAGCUUCACUUUGUUUUUUGUUUUUUUGGGACUUUGUGUGAACUCGAGGUCUCACCAGCUGCUGGUGUUCAAACCAACGCACAGGAAACGUAUCGGGCCUUUCUGUUUACAUGAAUCAUUCUUCAUAAUGGUAUUGCCAUGUUUUGUUUUGUUUUGUUUUGAUGACAAAGCCUUGCAGAUCAAAACCACUGAUCUCUCAAAAAACUGUUGUUUUAUUUUUUUGCUUGUGCACUUUAAACUCACAGGUUAGUGUAAAAGUUGCCAUAGUGGUCUGAAAACGUCUCCGCUCAGGAUUCCUACAUGUGGACAUCUGUUUUAUUUUUUACAUAAAUAUACAUAUAUUUAACAGGCUAAUUCAGAUUAUUCAUAUUAUUUGAGGCCAACCACUUGUCUUCCUGUAAAUAUUCACGUAGGAAUAAAUGACCUAAUGACUUUUGGGUUGACACAUCCGGUGUUUCUCUGUUGGGUGAUGCUGGUCUAUCUGUACUUCAAAUGUCUUUUCUAAUCAUCUUCAUGUGAGAGUUGGAUGGUUUUUAAGCUUUUUUUUUUUCUUCUUUCUUCACUCAAUCUGAUUAUUUUAUAUAUUUUAUAUAAUAUAUAAUUUACACAUAAAGCCAGCACGGCCGCAGCUAGCUACUUUUACCUUUUUAUUAGGUAAUCUUUAAUUAGCCGGCUUAAAAAGGCGUUUACAUUAUUUAUUCUGCUCAGCUGUGGCUUGGCGAGGUCGUCGGUGUUACUCGUGGGCCCCUAUGAGAUUAUUACGGUAUGAUGACCUUGAGUGGAAAUACUACAGUUUCACAGAAAUAAAGAGGUAACGAUAAUAUGAUUUUCAUUUUGAUGUGUAGUCUUAAGUAAAAAUUGGCAAUAAACGCCUAAAAUUUAAGGGCUGGUUACAGGGAAACAUCCAUUUUUGACAGUUAGCCACGCUGCCAGCUCAUCCUACCAACGAGCAAUCAUACAUGCUACUCAUAACUUAACUUGCUUUUGUCUGUUUUUGUGACCAGAAAUGUUCCCAAACUUCCAAAUUUUUUUUUUUUUUUUUUUUUUUUUUUUAAGAUAAACGAUAAAAUUGCUGGAGUUGUCCUUUAGCCUCCUGACCACCAGGGUGCAGCACCAGUUAGGUGGAGAGGUUGGGCUGCUCUGCGCUCACCCUGGCACUUUCUCUCAUUACAGUGUUAGAAAGACAUGAUGAAAAAUGUUCGUGGUUUUGAAAUUGUAACUCGUUUAAAAACGUUUAUCAGUCACCGUUCUGUGUAUCUUCAUUAUUUAGCAACAACACAGUAGUUUGCGCUAAAAGGCUGUAGCAUUGAGCGCAGCAUUUGGAGAGAAGCAAUCGGGAAGUUUCCAUCUGGUCUCAGGGAGACACUUCGAAAACUGGCCUGCAGGGGGAGCCAGAGGCACACUUUCCUUUAGCAUUUUAAAGGAAACGGCCUCGUGGCUGCUUCUGAUUCUCUAAAGUAAUCUGCACAGUUUAUUAUUGGACAGUUGGAUAAGCUGUAGUUAAUCAUGUAACCAAAAGUGUACUGCUUUUAUUAAAAAUUUGACUUUAUUAUACAAACCCAACCAAGAGGUUCGUGGAGGUGUUGAAGGUAAUUUGCUGCUGCAGCACCGUUUUGAAAUGAGCUAUCACCACAACAGGAAUGUCAUGUGUCCAAACUGUCAGGUGAAUAUGUCAAUACCAUUUUUACAAAAUAUCUCCACGUUGGUUUUGGUUUGUUUAAACCAUAUAUCUUCUCCGUCUUGUAUCUGGUGAUGGGAUCAAAACGUUUUUGGUUUUUUGUUUUAGGCGUAUAUGGUAAAUUAUUCUGUGAAUUCAGAUCUGAAUUUUUGAUUGUAGGUUUUUUCAUUCAUAUUGUAUUUUUAUAUUUAUAAUAAUUUUUUUGCCUCGUAUCUGGAUUUGCUAGUGGUCUGUACUCUCUUCCUUCUGCCUGAAUGAAAUUAUGAAAAAGUCUGUAUAACUAAUGGAAAUGACUCUGAAGUGCCUGAAUAUAUUCUUAUAUAUCCUGUUCAUUUUUACUAGAAUAUUAAAUGAACUUUUUUUUUUCCCCUCAACAUUCCAAAUAUUUUUCUACUUUUUAGCGUUUUUGUAAAAUUAUAGCAACAUAAAUGUAUCAUGAAAUAAAUUUCUUGGCUAUCAUGGA